UCACCGAGUCAAACCCAGAUCCAAAACACUGAGUUGUCGGUGGCGAGUUCACUUCCACCUCUAGUUGGUGAGUCGUGAUUGAAAGCAUCCAUCCAAUACAUUAACUUGAUUCCAAAUCCAGCCAGCCUGUUCACAUCAAGUACUCCAUUUCAAUGAUUCAUACUCCCGAACCCAACCCCAUCUCCUCCACACCCUCUCCAUUAUUAUUAUUCAUUUGACAGAGAUACUUUAACACUUACACACACCUUCCACCUUCAUUGCCUUGCAGUCUAAGCAAUAUUUUUACCUACAAAAACCACUUACAUUUUGAUCAAAUAACACACACUCAGUUCUUGUGUUGUGUUGGUUACAAGUCUUCACUCUUACAAAGAAGAAUGGAGACAAAACAUAUGUGCCUUUUGGUGUUAAGUAUACUAUUUGUAAUAGUUUCGAUUGCGGACGCCGACACUUCACCUGUGUUGGUGAAAAAAGUGAAGGGGAAAAAAGUUUGCGAUCAGGGUUGGGAAUGCAAAGGGUGGUCACAAUAUUGUUGCAACCUUACGAUAUCACAAUAUUUCGAUUAUUAUCAGUUUGAGAAUCUUUUCUCAAAAAGAAAUACUCCAAUAGCACAUGCUGUCGGUUUUUGGGAUUUUAAAUCUUUUAUCACUGCUUCAGCCAUUUAUCAACCCCUAGGGUUUGGUACCACAGGCAACAAGACAACACAGAUGUUGGAAGUUGCUGCUUUUCUUGCUCAUGUUGGAAGUCAAACUUCUUGUGGAUAUGGAGUGGCAACUGGUGGGCCCACAGCAUGGGGAUUAUGCUACAACAAAGAAAUGAGCCCUAUGCAAGAUUACUGUGACGAUAACUACAAAUACACUUACCCUUGUGCCCCCGGUGCUUUAUAUUUUGGUCGUGGUGCUUUGCCCGUCUUUUGGAACUACAACUAUGGAUACAUCGGCGACUGUAUAAAAGCCGAUCUUUUACACCACCCUGAAUACCUCGAACAAAACGCCACAUUAGCCUUCCAAGCGGCAAUCUUUCAAUGGAUUACCCCGUUGAAAAAGGGUCAACCAUCACCUCAUGAUUGCAUGGUUGGGACAUACAAACCGACCAAAAACGACACUGCAUCUGGCAGGUUUCCGGGAUUUGGGUGCACCAUGAAUAUCCUAUAUGGCGAACGCACGUGUAACAAAGGUGACGUCGAUGACAUGAACGCCAUCAUCACACAUUACUUGUAUUAUCUUGACUUGAUGGGUCUUGGCCGUGAGUAUGCUGGGCCCCACGAGGUGCUCACGUGUGCUGAACAGAAACCGUUUAACCCAUCAACUACUAAAGACUCAGCUUCGACUUGACCUUGGGGUUAAAGUCAACGUGGCUCGGAUCUUGAAUGAAAUAAAGGUGAACCCUUUGGGAUGUUUGUAGGUUCAAAUUCAUUGUGUUUUUCUUGGUUAUUAUUUUGUUUUUAUAUAUGGAACUACAGACACAACAAGUCUUGUAUAAGUUUUUAUUCAGAUUGUGUUUCUUGAGCUUGCUUUGUAUUAUAAAUAUUGCAAUGAAUUUGUACAUAGUGUGUUACCAUGUGUCCA
This is a messenger RNA of Helianthus annuus (common sunflower), 1565 nucleotides long. Its product is annotated as chitinase-like protein 1. The coding region runs from base 375 to 1331 and encodes 318 amino acids. Lineage: Eukaryota; Viridiplantae; Streptophyta; Magnoliopsida; Asterales; Asteraceae. The transcript has 4 exons. Gene Ontology annotation, biological process: chitin catabolic process; carbohydrate metabolic process; cell wall macromolecule catabolic process. Gene Ontology annotation, molecular function: chitinase activity. The record is from RefSeq and is a predicted model, not a curated record.